Carassius auratus (goldfish) is the source of this 1142-nucleotide messenger RNA. Its product is annotated as WD repeat-containing protein 90-like. The coding region runs from base 139 to 837 and encodes 232 amino acids. Gene Ontology annotation, molecular function: protein binding; U3 snoRNA binding. The record is from RefSeq and is a predicted model, not a curated record. Lineage: Eukaryota; Metazoa; Chordata; Actinopteri; Cypriniformes; Cyprinidae. The transcript is spliced from 6 exons. Gene Ontology annotation, cellular component: small-subunit processome.
UGUUUCUCUGUGUGGCAGAGCUGUGAGUGUGUGUGUUGGUCUCCUCCGAGGGGUGUGUAUGAGCCCACCGGGCGUGUGUGUGUUGCGGGCGGUUACAGUGACGGGACUGUGAGGAUCUUCAGUCUGGAGUCGGCCGAGAUGGAGCUGAAACUACAACCUCAGCCUGUGUCUGUGUGUGCGCUGCAGUACUCUCACUAUGGUCAUGUGCUGCUGUCUGGUGGUCGUGAUGGUCUCAUUACUGUCAGCAGUCCCGUCACUGGAGUCACUGUACGCACCAUCCGGGACCACAAGGGGGCGCCCAUAACUACAGUGCAGUGCACCAGCAAACAGUAUAAGGAGUUUGGCCUGGACGGAAAUGAGCUCUGGUUGGCUGUAAGCGCAGACAGGCGUGUCAGCAUCUGGGCUGCUGAUUGGAUGAAGGAUAAAUGCGAGCUGCUUGAUUGGCUGACAUUUCCAGCACCCACCUCACCAAAGGAUGCUCUGGCUUUACCACCCAGUUUGGCUGCGUUCAGCCCCAGCGAGAGAGGAACGGUGGUCUAUACGGGCUACGCUGUGGAAAAAGAGAUCAUCUUUUACUGCCUUUACAAGAAACAGGUUUUGAGGACGAUCUCUCUUGCUGAUUGGGCGCUCUGUCUCGGUCUCUGUUCAACUGGAAGACUGAUCGCUGUUGGAUCAAACCAGCGCGUCCUGAAGCUGAUUCAUUCGUCCAGCGGGCGUUUUCAGGAUUUCACGUGUCACAGUGACUCGGUUCACAUGUGCAGCUUCAGCUGGUCUGGAUCUCAGCUCUUCACUGCUGCUCAUAAUGAGCUCUUCCUGUGGACUGUACACGGAUUAUAGAGCUGACACAACACUAAUGCGAGAGUUUCAUAGGUUGAGCCCUGAGUCAGAGUUAGUUUUUCUGUUUAGUAGAAAUGUUGCAUUGAUGUAGCAGAGAAGUUUUGCCAUGUUUACAUCCAGUUAGCAUGACUUUAAGUUUAAAUCUCAUGAGUUUUUAUUUGUUUUUAAUGUUAUUGAUACACUUGGAUAAAGUUGGUUGUCAGUUUUUAUACUUUUACACGGUCUAAAAUGAUUUUGCUAGUAAGAAAGUCUUUGAAAUUGUUAUGCACUUUGAGCCUCAGAAAUAAAAUUCAUAAAAACUGAAG